AUGUCCUCCAAGAUCCCCGUGCUCACCGACAAGGCACCUAAGCCCCUCCCUGGUAUCUAUUCGCAGGCCAUUGUCGCCAAUGGUGUCGUCUAUUGCUCUGGGGCUGUCCCCAUGGACGCUGCUACUGGAAAGCUGAUUGAUGGCGAUGUCAAGGCCCACACUCACCAAUGCAUUAAGAACCUAACCCACGUUCUCGAAGAAGCCGGCACCGACAUCACCAAGGUCGUCAAGGUCAAUGUGUUCCUAUCGAACAUGGAUGAUUUCGCCGACAUGAACUCCGUGUACAUGCAAUACUGGGGCGAUGUGAAGCCCUGCCGGACGUGUGUUGCGGUCAAGACGCUGCCUCUCAACACCGAUGUUGAGAUUGAGUGUAUUGCUGUUCUGUAA
Molecule: messenger RNA, 387 nt
Organism: Penicillium paradoxum
Lineage: Eukaryota; Fungi; Ascomycota; Eurotiomycetes; Eurotiales; Aspergillaceae
Product: putative L-PSP endoribonuclease family protein Brt1
Exons: 3
Coding region: 1-387 (128 amino acids)
Cellular component (GO): mitochondrion; cytosol
Molecular function (GO): deaminase activity
Source: RefSeq, a predicted model, not a curated record